Jatropha curcas is the source of this 512-nucleotide messenger RNA. RefSeq names its product gibberellin-regulated protein 1-like. The record is from RefSeq and is marked provisional. Lineage: Eukaryota; Viridiplantae; Streptophyta; Magnoliopsida; Malpighiales; Euphorbiaceae.
UGUCCCAAGUCUCAGAGACAAACAGGAAAAGCUAUGGCCUUCUCCAAGCUUCUGAUUGCUUCACUUGUCAUCUCUCUUCUUCUUCUUCUCCAUUUUGCUGAGGCUGAUCAUCAAACGGUCAAGUCAAAACUAGACGCAACUAAUUCUCCCGCUGAGGAAAUUGAUUGCGGUAGCGCUUGCACAGCCAGGUGUCAGUUAUCGUCAAGGCCAAACCUAUGCAAGAGGGCAUGCGGGACAUGCUGUGCCCGUUGCAAGUGUGUUCCGCCGGGAACUGCCGGUAACUAUGAGGCCUGCCCCUGUUACGCCAGCUUGACUACCCAUGGUGGCCGACGCAAGUGUCCUUGAACCCUUUUGCUUUAAGACGCAAAUUAUCUCUUUCACACGCACAUAUAUGUAUGGGGUGAUCACUUAUAUUUUCUUAUUUACUUCCUCAGUUCAUGGAACUUUGGUUCUGUAUCUCUUUCUGUUUCUAUAUGGAAUAAAUAAUUGCUAAUAAUAGAAUAAUUUUAUUU